AUGAGAUAUCAAUUUUCCACCAUUGUAGACCUAGCGGCCUAUGACAACGAAGGCUUGUCUGAUGGCAUUGAUCUACGAAAGAACAAUUUUACGCACUUGGAAGAUCGAGGUGCAAUCCGCGCGCAGCAGGACUGGGCUAAGCAUGUUGCGCCCAUCAAGCAGUUUAAGGGCACCCUUGGUCACGACUACAGUUUCAUGACGGUCUGCGUGCCUGAAUGUAUACCAACACGUCUGGAAAUCAUUUCGUAUGCAAAUGAAUUCGCAUUUAUGUAUGAUGACGAUACUGAGCUGGACACCGAGGACGACACGUCUGCGGAGAACGAUGAAUUGAUGGGGAUUUUUCUAGCGGGCCCUGAAAGCCGGAGCCCGUCGCAAGACCAAUCCAGUUCUGGAAAAACACGGAUUCUUAAACAGCUGUUUUCGGAGAUGGUGGCAGUCGACAAAGAGUGCGCGAUAAGGGCCAUGAAAGCAUGGGCUGAGUUUCUCAGAGACGGUUCAAGUCGUCAGCAUAGCACAGCAUUUAUAAGGCUGGAAGACUACCUACCCUAUCGUAUCAAAGAUGUGGGCGAAAUGUUUUGGUUUGGUGUGGUAACCUUCGGCAUGGCACUGCACAUUCCAGACCACGAGAUGGAUGCGUGCCACAAGCUCAUGGAACCCGCCUGGAUCGCUGUCGGAUUGGCUAAUGAUGUCUUCUCCUGGCCGAAAGAGCGUGAUGCGAGUCAAAGGCUCGGACGUACUCAUGUUGUAAAUGCUAUUUGGGUUGUAAUGCAAGAGCAUGGCCUUUCCCAAGAGCAAGCUAAUCAAUACUGCCGGAAACUUGCCGCUCAGUAUGUCACCCAGUACUUGGACAAUAUUCGGAAGAUCAAGAAUGACGAGUCGAUAUCUCUGGACCUUCGCACUUAUGUUGAAGCCAUGCAAUACAGCAUCUCGGGGAAUGUCACAUGGAGCAAACUCUGCCCCAGAUAUAAUCCUGAGAAGUGUUUCAAUCAGACUCAACUGGAUUGGAUGCACAAUGGGCUCCCCAGGCCUAUCGAGUUGGACAGCGCUUCUGACACUAGCUCUUCUUUCUUAUCAACAAGCACACACAGCUCGCCGGUAUCUGGGUCCCAAACGACGAUUGAAUACAAGGAUGGAUGGACCGCUGAUUCUUCCGAAAUUAUGUCCUUGUUCCUCAAUUCCUCAUUGCCUCCUUUGUCUCAUAAAGUGAUCAGCGCACCAGUUAUCUAUGUCGAUUCGCUUCCCUCUAAAGGUGCACGAGACAUGUUCUUGGAUGCUCUCAACCACUGGCUACAGGUGGACGAGCAGAAGGUAUCUCAAGUGAAAAUGGCGAUUCGUAUGCUGCACAACGCGUCACUAAUGCUUGAUGACAUUCAAGAUGGCUCUCGACUACGCCGGGGCAAAUCUAGCGCACAUCGUGUUUUCGGAGUCGCCCAAACGACCAAUUCAGCUGCGUUCUUGGUGAACGAAUCCAUAAAACAGAUACGCGAACUUGCGGGCGAUCAGGGCGUCGCUGCAGUGCUGGAAAAAUUGACCAGUCUCUUCGUUGGUCAAGCUCAGGACCUGCAUUCAUCGCGAAAUCUUUCUUGUCCGUCUUUAACUGAAUACAUUCAGACAAUUGAUCAAAAAACUAGCGCUCUCUUCGAACUGGCUUGGAGGCUCAUGUACCUUUGCUCAAUGGCAAAUGUAGUGCCCGACAGUUCGCUGUCGCGCUUCUGCAUCUUACUCGGCCGUUUUUUUCAGAUCCGUGACGACUAUAAAAAUCUCACGUCACCUGAAUAUACUAAGCAGAAAGGAUUCUGCGACGACUUGAACAGUGGAACGUAUACGCUUCCCCUUCUGUAUGCCAUCUCGCAACAGUCAGAAAAUCUUCUGCUCCAGAAUUUGCUAUCUACAAGACUGGCUGAAGGGACACUCGACGACGCCCAAAAAUGCUUGGCUCUAGAUCAGAUGCAGCUGGUAAAGACGGACAAGUUUUUGCGAAAGAUUCUAGCUGUAUUAUACGAUGAGCUUAGUGCUGAACUGCAGUAUAUAUCUAGUUCAUUCGCGUCCAAAAAUCCUCAAAUGGAGCGGAUGCUAGCGAUGCUUAAGCUUUGA
Bipolaris victoriae FI3 is the source of this 2094-nucleotide messenger RNA. RefSeq lists its product as hypothetical. Bases 1 to 2094 code for a protein of 697 amino acids. The record is from RefSeq and is a predicted model, not a curated record. The transcript has 8 exons. Gene Ontology annotation, molecular function: prenyltransferase activity. Gene Ontology annotation, biological process: isoprenoid biosynthetic process. Lineage: Eukaryota; Fungi; Ascomycota; Dothideomycetes; Pleosporales; Pleosporaceae.